Messenger RNA from Sorghum bicolor (sorghum), 1872 nucleotides. RefSeq names its product probable cytokinin riboside 5'-monophosphate phosphoribohydrolase LOGL9. Gene Ontology annotation, cellular component: nucleus; cytosol. The transcript is spliced from 7 exons. Gene Ontology annotation, molecular function: hydrolase activity, hydrolyzing N-glycosyl compounds. Gene Ontology annotation, biological process: cytokinin biosynthetic process. Bases 399 to 1034 code for a protein of 211 amino acids. The record is from RefSeq and is a predicted model, not a curated record. Lineage: Eukaryota; Viridiplantae; Streptophyta; Magnoliopsida; Poales; Poaceae.
AUGGGACGAGAACUAGACGAGGCGAGGUUACAAUUACAAUUACUCCCGGCACAUGGCCGCUAAUCAAUGGUUGCUUAACCCUAGCUACCGUGUAGUAGUACUUAGUAGCAGUACCGAUACCCGCACAGGCCGCAGCGCGAAUGAAUCAGCCUCGCCCCCCCUCUGAAACACCGGUGGAUCCAUCAACAACUCCUGUUUCCGCGGGGACACGGCCGGCCCGGCGGACCCCGGCCCAAAAGCGUACGCGCGCGCCUUUUAUAUCCGCGCGCCGGCCAAUCGAUCGGCCACAGCACCACCGCGCCGCACCACACCUUAGACCACACGCAGACGCAGCAGCUUCUUGUUGCCUUAUGCUAUACUAGGUGCUGCUACGUGCUAGCGAGGCAUCGAGGCCGACGAUGGAAGCGGAAGGGGCGGCGGCGGCGGCGGAGAACGGCGGCGCGGGCAAAGGGUCCGACUCCGGCAGCAGGUUCAGGCGGGUGUGCGUGUUCUGCGGGAGCAGCUCCGGCAAGCGGAGCAGCUACCGGGACGCCGCCGUCGAGCUCGGCAAGGAGCUGGUGGCGAGGAAGGUGGAUUUGGUGUACGGAGGGGGCAGCCUGGGGCUCAUGGGGGAGGUCUCCGAGGCCGUGCACAAGGGCGGCGGCCAUGUCAUUGGCGUCAUACCGACCACUCUCAUGGGCAAGGAGAUCACCGGGGAGACCGUGGGCGAGGUGCGGGCCGUGGCCGGGAUGCACCAGCGCAAGGCGGAGAUGGCGCGCAACUCCGACGCCUUCAUCGCGCUACCAGGCGGGUACGGGACGCUGGACGAGCUCCUGGAGGUGAUCGCGUGGGCGCAGCUCGGCAUCCACAGCAAGCCGGUGGGCCUGCUGAACGUGGACGGGUACUACGACUUCCUGCUGGCGUUCAUCGACAAGGCGGUGGACGACGGCUUCAUCAAGCCCUCCCAGCGCCACAUCUUCGUCAGCGCCCCCGACGCCAGCGAACUCGUCCAGAAGCUCGAGCGAACAACACCGUACAUAUAUCGGUCCACUUGACGCUCAUGCAUCUCUUCCUACUUCCCGGGUCCCGGCCUACGCACGCGGACGGCGAAUGAGCCAUGGAGUCAUCAUCAUCCUUCAUCCAAAGUGGCUUGGCCGGCCGGCACCGCGGUCCUGGCGGCCGGCCUCCUGGUUGGUCCUGCGUGCCGUCCUGGGGCUGGGUGGGAGGAUAUGCAAAGCCGGUGGGUGCAGUGCGUGCGCGUGGUGGCCAGCGCCGGCGCCCGUGCGCGCGCCUCGCCUGCCGUCUGCCGCGGUGCCGCCCCGGGACUCGCUGCCGGUCGUCCUCGAUGGAUGAUGACUUGGUCAGGCCCUGUGGCCUGGCACGUACACGUACACGCACGCACGCACGCACGACCUCUUUUUUGUCUGGUCGUCAUCCAAACAGCUAGCCGCCCACAGCGAAUGAGGCGGGCAGGCGGCAGUGUCACAUUCACGCUCGCAUGCUGCCUUUGCCCAGUUGCCCGGCCUGCGCUUGGCUUCCCUGUGCGCAACGGCAUCGGUUCCUUUGAUUUCCACGCACGCUCCCAAAAGCGUCCAGAUUCUCUCUGGUAGGAGUGGCAGAAGAACAGCUGAAUUGAAACAGACAAACAGUCUUAGGCAAGGACCGGCUGGUAGAUAUAUGCUCCAAGCUAGCAGCGGCUUCUAUUGAGCUUUUAAAUUUACAGAAUGUACAGAGUUCUACCAAGAAAACGUUUAUUUAUUAGUAGUAUAUACAAAGAUAGUAGUACUACUCGUAAUAACUUUGGUGUGUGUACAUGUGUCUGUACUACGUGUGAUAACAUACACGUUCAUGCAUGAUGCGUCACUGACCAUCCGUGGAAACCAAAUAAUGUAC